AACAACCGGGGAGCCCACAGCAGGGAGAGAUCCCUCAGCAACAGCGUCAACGCCUCUCCACUCCCUCUGGACCCUUCCUCAUGCACACGCACCACCACCAUCACGCCAAACGGCCAACACCCGCACCCACUUCCCUGACCUCACUACACAUCAUCUGCCGACGACCCAUUUUGCUAGCAAAGUCAAUGGUCGAGCCGCUGCGUCCAGGGGUCAUCCCGAUUCGCAAGAUCCCUCUCCAGCCGCAUCUCCAUGCGCCCCCAGCCACCACCACCACCACCACCACCACCACCACCACCUCUCUCCACAAACCCCUCGGAUCCUUGCCUACGGCCAGAACAGGCAGAAAAAUAGUCUGCCCGCAGUUAGUCCGUCCGAACAGCCGACGGAGAAAGGACGUUUGGCCGCGGCAGCCGGCGGCUCGCACGCCUAGGUAGCCGAGCAUCCGAGGCACGCACGAACGAUGAGAGUGGUUCGGCUCGCCUCACAGCUAGCACGGGCGUCGACGGCUCUAUUCCGCGCGGCUUUGGCUGCCUCCUCUCGUCGAUCGCUGCCCGCUUGUCCCCGCAGCGAG
Aplosporella prunicola CBS 121167 is the source of this 571-nucleotide messenger RNA. RefSeq lists its product as uncharacterized. Bases 81 to 434 code for a protein of 117 amino acids. NCBI's taxonomy places the organism in Eukaryota, Fungi, Ascomycota, Dothideomycetes, Botryosphaeriales, Aplosporellaceae. The record is from RefSeq and is a predicted model, not a curated record. The transcript has a single exon.